This is a messenger RNA of Acipenser ruthenus (sterlet), 4156 nucleotides long. Its product is annotated as chondroitin sulfate synthase 1-like. NCBI's taxonomy places the organism in Eukaryota, Metazoa, Chordata, Actinopteri, Acipenseriformes, Acipenseridae. The record is from RefSeq and is a predicted model, not a curated record. Gene Ontology annotation, molecular function: glucuronosyl-N-acetylgalactosaminyl-proteoglycan 4-beta-N-acetylgalactosaminyltransferase activity. The transcript is spliced from 3 exons. Gene Ontology annotation, cellular component: Golgi cisterna membrane. The coding region runs from base 414 to 2822 and encodes 802 amino acids.
AGCAAUCUUCACUUUGCACCAAUCAGAUUGGCGCUAUGGAAGCCGAGCUAGGUCAAGCGUUGCUUUAAGCCGCGUAGCAGCAUGACGUUUUGGGCAUUCUUUCAAUGGCGAGAUAGGGGAUAGGAUGGAGGAGAUUCCUCAGCUAAGAAGGAUGAACAGAGAAAGGAGAUAAUGAUCCGCUGAAAGGGAACAAUACCGGUUUUAAUGGUUAGAGGGGUAACACGAAGAGGGCGGUUUAAAAGGAAGGUACAAGAAAACUGCUGUGUUACUACGUAUGCAGCCAGUCACACAGCAGGGAGGAAGGGGGUCUUGUCUAUAAUGACAGAGAAAUCCGAGCAUUUUGGAGGUGCCAGGAUUCGAGAAAUAAGAUUGCCUUAGAGAGACCCUUUAAGAAGUUGGCUUUAUUGUUGAGAAUGGCUGGACGAAGCUGCAGGGCAUGGUUCAGUGUGCUUUUGGGACUGGUGGUCGGGUUUACCCUGGCUUCCUUUGUAAUCUUACCAAGGGCCACGGAGCUGAAGAACGCCGGACAGAAGCGAGCGAGCACGGGCGGCUGCGGGCUGCAACGGGGUCUGCGCAGAGACUACAGCGGCGCACAAGUUUGGCAACCGCAACAAGAUAACAGCGUGUUGUCAACAGACAAACCGGUGCCCAGGUCUAAGAAUUUCCUCUUUGUCGGCGUAAUGACAGCACAGAAGUAUCUGGAUAACCGGGUUGUGGCUGCUCACAGGACUUGGGCUCAGACAAUCCCUGGCAAGGUGGCGUUUUUCUCCAGCGAAGGCUCAGACUUGUCCUUGCCCAUCCCUGUUGUAGCGCUGGACCAUGUGGAUGACUCGUACCCGCCCCAGAAGAAGUCCUUCAUGAUGAUCAAGUACAUGCAUGACCACUUCCUGAACCAGUACGAGUGGUUCAUGCGGGCAGAUGAUGACGUCUACAUCAAGAGCGACCGGCUGGAGAGCUUCCUGCGCAGCCUCAACAGCAGCGAGGCUCUCUUCCUGGGGCAGACGGGCAUGGGCGCCAGGGACGAGCUGGGGAAGCUGGCGCUGGAGCCGGGAGAGAACUUCUGCAUGGGCGGCCCAGGCGUGAUCAUGAGCCGGGAGGUGCUGCGGAGGAUGGUGCCCCACAUCAAGACCUGCCUGCAGGAGAUGUACACCACGCACGAGGACGUGGAGGUGGGCCGCUGUGUCAGGAGGUUCGCGGGCGUGCAGUGCGCCUGGUCUUACGAGAUGCAGCAGUUGUUCUAUGAAAACUACGAACCCAACAAGAAGGGCUACAUCAGAGACCUGCACAACAGCAAGAUCCACCGAGCCAUGACUCUGCACCCGAACAAGAACCCGCCCUACCAGUACCGUCUUCACAGCUACAUGCUGAGCCGCAAGAUCGCCGAGCUGCGCCACCGCACCAUCCAGCUACACCGCGAGAUUGUCCAGAUGAGCAAGUACAGCAACACGGAGGUCCACAAAGAUGACCUGCAGCUGGGAAUCCCACCCUCCUUCAUGCGCUUCCACCCCCACCAGCGCGAGGACAUUCUGGAGUGGGAGUUCCUGACUGGGAAGUACAUUUAUUCAUCAGCAGAUGGGCAGCCUCCCCGGAGAGGGAUGGAUUCCUCCCAGAAGAUUGCCUUGGACGACAUUGUCAUGCAGGUUAUGGAAAUGAUCAAUGCCAACGCCAAGACCAGGGGAAGGGUCAUUGACUUCAAAGAGAUCCAGUACGGCUACCGCCGAGUCAACCCUAUGUACGGAGCCGAGUAUGUCUUGGAUCUGCUCCUGCUGUACAAAAAGCACAAGGGAAAGGCAAUGACUGUCCCGGUAAGGAGGCAUGCCUACCUGCAGCAGACCUUCAGCAAGAUCCAGUUUACAGAAGAGGAGGAGAUAGAUGCCAGAGAAUUGGCCAGCAGAAUCAACCAAGACUCCGGCUCCUUGUCAUUCCUCUCCAACUCCUUGAAGAUGUUGGUUCCUUUCAAACUUGGCGGCACGAACGCAGAGUACAAAGAGCCCAAAGAGACGAAAAUCAACAUUUUGGUCCCGCUUUCAGGGCGUUACGAAAUAUUUGUCAGAUUCAUGGCGAACUUUGAGAAAACUUGCCUUAUCCCGAAUCAGAAUGUCAAAUUGCUGCUUCUGCUUUUCAGCACAGACAACAAUACCGAAAAGAUGAAACAGGUCGAGUUGAUGAGAGAAUAUCAUAUGAAGUAUCCAAAGGCUGACAUGGAGAUCAAGUCAGUGUCUGGUCCGUUUUCCAGGGCCCUGGCUCUGGAUGUUGGCUCUUCCCGUUUUUCCAACGAUUCUUUGCUUUUCUACUGUGACAUAGACCUUUUAUUUACAGCAGACUUCAUGAAAAGAUGUAGAAGCAAUACAAUAUUAGGAGAGCAGUCCUAUUUCCCAAUCAUAUUUAGCCAGUACGAUCCAAAGGUUGUCUAUGCUGGAAAAGUCCAAAGUGACAACCAUUAUGUUUUCACUCUCAAAACUGGUUUGUGGAGGCACUAUGGGUUUGGCAUUACCUGUGUUUAUAAAGGGGACCUAAUUCAGGCCGGAGGCUUUGACGUCGGCAUCCAGGGAUGGGGUUUGGAAGAUGUGGACCUUUUUAACAAAUUUGUUCAAUCAGGCAUUAAAAUAUUUAGAAGCACGGACAUUGGUAUUGUACAUGUUCACCACGCGGUCAUAUGUGACCCCAAUCUUGAUCCAAAACAGUAUAAAAUGUGCUUGGGAUCCAAAGCCUCAUCGCAUGGGUCAACACAGCAGCUGGCUGAACUGUGGCUUGAAAAAAAUGACCCCAGCUUUCAGAGAAUCAGCAAUAAUAAUAAUAAUGGAUCAAUGAGGACAUCAUGAACCAGCUUGACUGGUUUUUAACUACCUAAUUUAUUUUUACAAUUUUUUUUUUUUUUUUUUUUUAAAGACCACAGUAGGAUAUAUUUUAGAAAAGGAAAUUUCUAACAGACAAACUUUUUCAAGAUGAGGUUUUUGUUUUCUUGUGGCUGAGCCUAAACCAAUGUAAAUGUGCAUUGUUUUUUUUAAAGCAAUGGAAUGGGAACUAUGAACAAAUAGAGGGGUUAUGUUUUUAUAGUUUGUAUUACUAGCAUGUUAAGAACAUCCAGAAAGCUUAAAUAUUGAAGAUACUGUGAUGACAGUAUUGCGCUAUCAGUGGUCUGUCAAGAUUGUCCAAAUAAUGGAGACUACAGUACUUGUCGUGUUUGAAUGAGGUUCUGGAUCGGGAGUAUAUAUGUAAACUGGCUGUGCUGUGAAACUUUUUUUGUUUUGUUUUAAUUGGGCAUAUCAAGUGGAUAAGUCUUGAAUUUUGAGCAAUGGUAUGAGGCUACAUUUGUAGUUUUUUUUUUUUAAAUUUUUUUUAUGGUUUACAGGAAGGUGCAUGAAGACACAAAAUAAUUCACAGGGAAUUGAGAGUUUCAUGGAUUUAUGUGGGGUUUUGGGAUUUUUUUUCUUAAAAUUGAGAGUAACACUGAACUUAUUUAAGUUUUUCAUUUUAUGUUCAAUUAAAAGUACAUUUUAAGAAACGUUUUUCUUCCUCAGUCAUCUGCUGGAUUUUAAAAUGUCUGCAUUAUUAAAUGCUGACUGUCUAAUUUAUUGAAUAUUCAUUCACUUUGUUUUCUGUUAUCAGAUCAUUGGUUGAUGUAUUGUUACUUAUGUAUUUUAGAAGGAUUGUAUGACAUUGUAUCAUUGUAUCACUCUUUUGGGUAGCCUAUUUUUUUUUCUGUUUUUCUUUUUACUUUUUUCAGAGUAAACUGAUUUCCAAAGAGUUUUUGCACAGUUGCUUCUUUGUUUGACUUUCUGCAUCUGUGCAUACCCUGCUAAUGAAGGUACAUAACCACCAGAACAGGAUAUACUGCAGAAAUAUAGCAAACGGGGCAACAUACUGUACAACCUUGUAUAUACAGAGGAGUCUGACCAAGGGACUGGAGUCCAAGUACUCCAUAGCAGUCUGUGUGGAUUAGGACUAUUCUGCAAUUUGUUUAUACAGUAAUCCACCCUGGAGGUGUUUUAAUGUAUUUUCUGUGCUUUACACUUUGUACAGUGAAGACCAAUCUCCCACCAUAGCCUUUUUUUUACUUCUAUGGGGCUUUUGUUUUCAGUAUGUUCAAACCUUGUUCCAAAGGGUAUGGUUUUAUAUUUAAGGAAUAAAAUUAUUUUACAAAAAACACACACAA